GAUAGAUAGCAAGCAUGGAGGAGGGGAGAGGCUUUCAGGGACAAUAGGGUUUCUUGGUGGGGGACCCUCAUCGGAUCAGGCGUGGAUCCUGGAAAGCCCCCCACCAAACACCUCUCCAGAGGCUGCGGAGGCGAGAGGGGAUUUCCAGUCUUGAAGAGCAUCUUUCCUUCCUUCCUUCCUUCCCUCCUUCCUUCCUUCUCUUUCUGCCCACCAGGAUGAGGACCAGGACGCUGGGGGGGCUUUGCCUGUUGGGAGUCCUGACUGCAACUUGUAUGGCUGUGCAGUUUGUCCCUGCAAAGACCUAUGAGGACUGGUGGGCUUACAAGGAGACGCUUCAUGGUAGCUUUGUGCCAGGUCCCCCAUUUUGGGGUCUUGUGAAUUCGGCCUGGAGUCUCUGUGCCAUUGGCAAACGUCAGUCACCGGUAGAUGUUAACACUAGCCAAAUGGUGUUUGACCCCUUCCUUCCCCCACUUCGACUAAGCACAGGUGGGAAAAAGAUCAGUGGCACCAUGUACAACACGGGACGACAUGUCUCCUUUCGGCCAGACCCACUGCAGCUGGUUAACGUCUCUGGAGGGCCGCUGUUAUACAGCCACCGGCUCCAGGAGAUACGCUUGCACUUUGGAAGUGAAGAUGGAUUUGGCUCUGAACAUGAGAUUGAUGGCGAGACUUAUUCUGCUGAGGUGCAGCUGAUCCACUACAACCAAGAACUCUACCCCAAUAUCUCAGAAGCCUCACGCAAUCCCAAUGGCCUGGCCGUCAUUUCAAUCUUCGCCAAUAUUGGACCAAGUCCCAACCCAUUCCUAACCAGACUGUUAAACAGAGAAACGAUUACAAGGAUCUCAUAUAAAAAUGAUGCUUACCUUCUUCAUGACCUGAGCCUUGAAGAUCUUUAUCCGGAGGCAUUUGGUUUUAUCACCUACCAGGGAUCCAUGUCAACCCCACCGUGCUAUGAAACAGCCACUUGGAUCCUCAUUGACCGACCCAUCAAUAUUACCUCUGUACAGAUACACUCCCUUCGUCUUCUCAGCCAGAAUCUCCCUUCCCAAAUUUUCCGGAGCAUGAGUGACAACUCAAGACCUCUCCAGCCCCUCUUGCACCGAAGCCUUCGGGGCAACCGAGACCCUCGGCGCCCUACUCGACGUUGCAAAGGGGGCAACUUUAGGCUACAUGUUGAUGGCACACGGCCUCCCAAAACCAUUGUGUAGCUGAAGCCUGGCGCAGCACGUUUUCUCCCAUUGAAUGCUUGAGGGUGGCUGUCGCUCCUUCAAAAUGUGAUGUCUGACUACAACCUCCCACCUCUGGGUGACUCGUUGGCCUCCCGCCAUGAACAGGGGAAUAAUGUAGGGUGUGAAUCCACAUUUGAGUUUUCAUCUCAAUGGUGCUCGGAACACACAUGCUUACCCUGGUGUGGCUUCCAGAGGUUUUCCAAAAUAAGACCAGGGCUAUUUGUAAGCAGAAUGUGGCAUGCUUCCCAUUGAACAGCCAUAUCUUAAUAGGGAGUGGGAGCCCCCCAGAAGCUUGAGGACUAAAAUCUUGCCCACUGACAUUGCCUCCCUGCAUUCCCAAAGAAAAUUAUCUUUGUUCUAGACAUCCAGUAUAUUUGAAAUCUCUAUGAGCCCCACAUGUUAGGGAGUGUACCCCAAAUUCUGGGCAGCCCAAUUAAGCUGGACUGUACUUUAAAUGCUGCACUUACCUCAGAAUGUUUUCUUGGGCAUAUAAGUAAUGGAAACUACCCUCCUCCGUGUCUGAGUGAGACCCCAAGAUGUUUGUGGGCAAUACUCAGGGCCAUGGGGCACCAAAAUCCAAGUAGGAUGGUUUCCCCCAUACAUGUUAAUGUCCUGAACUUCAGAAUGUUUUUGGGGAGGGGGAUGCAGAAAUACAGUGGGAAUAACCCCAGAAUCCUGAAUUACUUUCAUUAUUUGCAAAGGGGGGGGGGUGGACUUGCACUAAUGGGAGGUAAUCUACGGUGGAAAAUACAGAUAAAAUAUCUAUCCUGGGAAGUUUAGGAAAAUACGAAGACCAAUUCUACAGGAUUAUGAUAAUAUCUGAAUGGUCUUCAAGAGAGGAAAACAUUUUAUUGCCAAAAGAAAUCUACUAUUUGAAUAUGGAUGAAUAUUACUGAUUUUAAAAAAAUAAUUUUCAAAACAA
Messenger RNA from Sceloporus undulatus (fence lizard), 2151 nucleotides. RefSeq names its product carbonic anhydrase 11 (gene CA11). Gene Ontology annotation, molecular function: zinc ion binding; carbonate dehydratase activity. The transcript has 9 exons. NCBI's taxonomy places the organism in Eukaryota, Metazoa, Chordata, Lepidosauria, Squamata, Phrynosomatidae. The record is from RefSeq and is a predicted model, not a curated record. Bases 216 to 1208 code for a protein of 330 amino acids.